CAAGGCCAUCAUUUUCAAGAAGGCCAGUCAUUGCGACUUUCGCCCUGACACACGAGGAAAUCAAUAAUUAUAUGCCCGCCGGCGACAGGCCGGUCGCUUGUGCCUCGCUCGCCGCACCGCCUCCGCAACCAUCAAUAUCGCCAUGCCUGCGACAGACAUCCGCCUCCUCGCUCUCGACGGCGGCGGCGUCCGCGGCCUGUCCUCCCUCAUGAUCCUCCGGUGCCUUAUGGCCACCGUCGAUCCGGAUGACCCGCCUAAGCCCUGCGACUACUUCGACAUGAUCGGCGGCACCAGCACCGGCGGCCUGAUCGCCAUCAUGCUGGGCCGUCUGGGCAUGACCGUCGACGAGUGCAUCGAUGCAUACACUACGCUGUCCGACAGGAUAUUCGAAAAGAAGACCCAUCGCAUGACCAUCAAAGGCAAGCUCCAGGGGCGAUUCGAUGGCGCUGAAUUGGAGCGUGCAGUCAAGAGUAUCGUAGUCAAUCGCGGUCUCGACGAGGAUGCACUGCUCAUGGACCCUGAUUCUCCUUGCAAAGUAUUCGUCUACGCCACGAGCAAAGAAACUGGCGAUACAGUCUGCCUGACCAGCUACCGCUCGCCGCGCGGCGACAACUCCAACCUCCUCAGCAGCACCACGAUCUGGCAGGCCUGCCGCGCGACAUCAGCCGCGACAACCUUCUUCGACCCAAUCGCCAUUGGGCCCUUCAACGAACAGUUCGUUGACAGAGCGCUUGGCGCGAACAAUCCGGUCUACGCACUGUAGAACCAGGCCCAUGGACGUGUGUGGCGAUCAGCAGCUACGGGAUGGGCUCAAAUGCCUCGCUCCAUCGGUACGGCCUGCCCGCCCUAUAGCCUGUACGCGACGACGUCCUUGGAAUCGCAGCUACGCUAAAAAAUCUUGCAACGGAAACCAAGAAGACAGCACAACAGUUCCAUCGCGACAAGUCGCACCUCGACGAUGAAGGACGCUAUUACUAGUUCAACGUCGACCACGGGCUCGAGGACAUUGGGCUCGAGGAGUCUAAGAAGAAGACGGAGAUUGCAGCCGCAACGCGACACUACAUUUAGUCGCAGGUUGUCUUCAAGCAGAUGAAGGCAUAUACGAACAAUAUCGCUAGACAAGUGUGUUAGUUUAGCUAUUACAAGUUUUCUAAUUAGUAUUCUCCGAUCGCUUGCUUACUCGCUAGUG
Messenger RNA from Canariomyces notabilis, 1189 nucleotides. RefSeq names its product FabD/lysophospholipase-like protein. NCBI's taxonomy places the organism in Eukaryota, Fungi, Ascomycota, Sordariomycetes, Sordariales, Chaetomiaceae. The transcript has a single exon. Gene Ontology annotation, cellular component: membrane. The record is from RefSeq and is a predicted model, not a curated record. The coding region runs from base 143 to 763 and encodes 206 amino acids. Gene Ontology annotation, biological process: arachidonate metabolic process.